Lonchura striata (white-rumped munia) is the source of this 1287-nucleotide messenger RNA. NCBI's taxonomy places the organism in Eukaryota, Metazoa, Chordata, Aves, Passeriformes, Estrildidae. The record is from RefSeq and is a predicted model, not a curated record.
AUGGGCCCGGGGGGCGGCAACGGCACCGGCCGGGGGCUGCGGAGGAAGAGGAUGAAGGCCGGCUGCAGCAUCGUGGACAAGCCCGAGGGAGGAGGGGAAUUUAUUUGCAGAUAUUACUACAACAAGAGGAUCCUGCACAAGACCAAGGGCAAAAGAUUCACCUACAAAUUCAACUUCAACAAACUGGUGAUGCCCAAUUAUCCCUUCAUCAACAUCCGGCCCAACGGCGUGGUCCCGCAGAGCGCGCCGCCGGUGCCCACGGCCUCGUCCCGCUUCCACUUCCCGCCGCUGGAGCCGGCGUCGCCGGGCGAGGAGGCGGCGGCGCGCUUCGGGCCGGGCGCGCUGCUGCCGCCGCCGCGCGCCGAGGCGCCGCCGGACGCCGAGAGGAAGCCGGAGCCCGCCGAGCCGGAGGAGAGCGGGCCGGACUGGCGCCGGGAGCUGCUGGCGCCGGCGCACGCGGCGGCCGGCGGCGCGGCGCCCAAGCGCAAGCCCGAGGUGGUGCUGCCGCUGUUCCCGCGGCCCGGCGUGUUCCCCGAGCACCCGCACAGCCCCUUCGCCGCGUCGCCGCUGCCGGGCCGCCCCGGCGUGCUCAACGUGCCCAUCUCGCCGGCGCUGUCGCUGACGCCCACGCUCUUCUCCUACAGCCCCUCGCCGGGGCUCAGCCCCUUCGCCGCCGCCGGCAGCAGCUGCUUCUCCUUCAACCCCGAGGAGAUGAAGCACUACCUGCACUCGCAGGCCUGCUCCGUCUUCAACUACCACCUGAGCCCGCGGACGUUCCCCCGCUACCCGCUGGUGGUGCCGCCGCUGCAGUGCCCGGUGCCGCUGGAGGAGCCGCCGCAGUUCCCCAUCAAGCUGCAGCCGCCGCCCGCCGGCCGCAAGAACCGCGAGCGCCUGGAGAGCCCCGAGGCCGCCGGCCCGCCGCGCGUCAAGGUGGAGCCGGCGGCGCCCGACAGGGAGGACGAGGAGGAGGUCCCGCGGAAGGAGGAGGAGGAGGAGGAGGAGGAGGAGGAGGAGAAGGCGGCGGUGUUCGCCCGCCCGGCGGCCCCGGCGCGGGCGCCCGGCGCGGCUCAGCCCGGCGCGUGCGGAGAGGAGAGCGCCGAGAAGGCGCCGCGGGAGUGGCCCGGCGAGGCCGGCGGCCAGGAGCGCCGGGAGGACGCCCUGAUGCCGCCCAAGCUGCGGCUGAAGCGCCGCUGGAACGGAGAUUCCCGGCAGGAAGCGGCCGAGGAUUCCCGGCCCAACGGGGUCUGGCACCUGCCCAAAGCCGUGGCCGCCGCCUCCGACACCUAA